AAUGUGAAUGAUUUGCUGGUUUCCGCAUCGUCCAGCACAGCUCGUGUUUGUGAGCUGGAGCAUGAGUUGCGUGUUGCACGUGAGUCGUUGGCGGCCGCGUGUGUGAUACGCGAUGAGCAUGCGCGAGUGUGUGCGGCGCUUUCAGCGAGUGAGGAGUUGUGUGCGCGUCGUUCAUCGGAUUUGGCUGUUUCUGGCGUCCUCGUGGAACAGUUGAAUGCCGAAUUGUCGUCGUUGCGCAGUGAGUUGUUGGCGGUACGCGGUGAGAACGCGAGUCUUUGUGAACAGAUUGGUGGCCUAGGGAAUGCGUGCACUGAGUGCGAGAUGUUGCGCUGCCGUCUGACUGAGUCGGAGCAGUCUUUGUCGGAUCGUGUUUCUCGUGCGUUGUGUGAGUUGUCCGGAGAGUACGAGAGUCGACUGGAAUCCGUUCGUUGUGAACGUGAUCAGGCGCUUGCAGAAUUGGAUUGCCUGAAGAGUGGUGUGAUGUCUGUGCCGGUUGAGUCUCGUCUGGUUGUUCCUCCUGUGAUGUCUACGUCAGCGUCGCUGAGGGUGUGCGAGUCUGAAGCAUCUGCGUUGUCUAGUUUGAGUGCGACCCCCGGUUUCAGUCGUGUAUUGGUUGAUUCAGCGUGUCAGAGUGUGAGCAUUGGUCCUACCAGCGCAUCUGUUCCGGCCGAUGUUGGUUUGGCGGUUUCGGACGGUUGGAUUGAGUAUGUGGGCGCCUCGAUGUGUGAUGUCGGAGUUGGUUCGAGUGAGAUGUUUGGACGAGGUGAUGUUUCGGGUGUGGUGUCGGCGCACUUGAUUGGGGAUUCAGUGUCUGACGCCGAUGUUGGUGCUGCUGAACGAGUUGAUGUUGGUGUUGGUCCAUCGGAUCGAUCGGAGUUGAGCUUGUCGUCAGACCGCAUUGACCUACUGCCUCCGCCUCCUCCAUGUCCUGUGUGUUUGACACCUUCGUUUGAUGUGCCGCCAGAGGUUUUGUCCGGUGCAGUUGCUGAGGUUGAUGGAUCGGAUUCGUCAUUGUUGCGGACACAAGCGGAAUUGAUUGCUGAGGUUGAUGGAUCGGAUUCGUCAUUGUUGCGGACACAAGCGGAAUUGAGUGUUGAGUUGCGGUCCCGCGCGCGACAGAUUGAUGUGUUGACGCGGUUGGUUCGAGAUCGCGAGGCUGCAUUGUGUGACGUCCGAUACGUGGUGUCAUCAAUGGAGGCUGAGUGUAGUCGUUUGGGAGAUCGUGUGUUUGAGCUUUCAUCGGAGUUGGAUCGUGUGAAUGGUGUGAAUCGCGUUCUUUCAGCGAAGUGUUUGGAGUUUGGAAUUGAGUGUGAUGGUGUUGAAUCGAGGUUGGAUGUUUGCGGAUUUGAUUCGGAUUCUCACAUUGCUGGUGUUUCGUCCGGGGAUGUGCAAGUUCCGUUGUCAGUGUCCGAGCGCUCAGUUGUGUCGAUUGUGUCGUCGGGUGUGCAAACGGAUCCGGAUGCGGUGUUGUGUCGAUUGUGUCGUCAGGUGUGCAAACGGAUCCGGAUGCGGUGUUGUGUCGAUUGUGUCGUCAGGUGUGCAAACGGAUCCGGAUGCGGUGUUGUGUCGAUUGUGUCGUCAGGUGUGCAAACGGAUCCGGAUGCGGUGUUGUGCCGGUUGCAGCGUGAGCUUGCUAGUGUGCGAGGCGAGCAUUUGCAGUUGCUGAGUGUGUGCGACCGUGCGAGGAGUGAGCUAGCAGCGAAGCAGUUUGCGCCGGAUUGUCUUGGUGUUACGAGUAUUGUGAGCGUUGACGUUGGUCAGCAGACGGAAGCGUGUUUGUUGGAGUCGGUCUCUCCCGUCGGUCUGGGCGUUGAUCAGGAUGUGUUUGGUUCUGUGCCUUGUGAUUCAUUGGCUGCGAGCGGUGCACCUGUCUUGGAUGCGAUAAUUUCGGCUGAUCAUUCGUCGAGUCUUGAGGUGAUUCCAAGUGGUGUACCGAUGUGUGACGUGGAGAAAUCGGUAGUUGGUGUUGAUGUUGUUCUGGGUGACGGGAGGUCAUCUGUAUCAGAGAGAUUCGUUGACGUUGACAUUGUUGGUGAACGUGCAGCACCGGUUGUGGACAGGGUGUCUGCUGGUGUAUUCGAUGUGGUCGAUUCGGAUGUGAUGGGUGCUGUUGGUAUAUUUGUGGAAUCGUCGGAUUUGGAGAGCCGAUUGGCGGAUGCGUUGUGCAGGAUCGAUGUUCUGGAGAAGGAGAAAUGCCAGUUGGAAUCUCAGUUAUCGUCCGUUUGUCCGAGUUCGAUGGUGGAUGUGGUGAACUCGUAUGUGUGCGGAGUGCCCAUUAUGGAUCAAAGUGUUGUAUGUGGGCCAGUUUCUGGGUCUCAUAAUGACUCCUUUGCUAUCGGCGUUGAUCAGGAGCUCUCGCGUCUGCGGUCCCUCCAGUUGGAAUGGUCGCGUGUUGGUUGUUCUAUAGUGGGUGUUUGUGAUACCUUUUUGGGUUGCGAUCCUCGUGAUUUUUCUGUUUCGGAUUUGGCCCCGCAUGUUUUGGAGUCGCGUUGCUCUGCUCUGUUUGAUUUGUUCAGGGAACGUUCGGUAAUUCAGUGUCAGGUUGAGAAUGAAUGCAAUUUAUUGCGUGGACGGCUCUCGGCCUCUUCUGAUUUUUAUAAUGCUGCUGCUCGGGAAUUGUGCAACAUCCGGUCGGUGGUUGACGGUCUUUUUGUUGAGUUGCAGGUGUUGAAAUCCAGGUUUGCUGAGCUGCUUGUGAGGAUCAAUGAGAUGGAUGAAUUAGAAGUAGGCCAAAUGUGCGAGAAUCUCAUUGACUCGUUGUUGUUGAAUACACGGGAUGUUUCGCACAAUGAUGAAUUAGUUCCCCAGAUCCUGCCAUGCUCUUACCCUGCGGAUACCCCGCAGCUUAUUGACGGUUGUGCGGAGGGGUCCCCUGUACUAAUAUCAGAACGGGGGGAUAUCGAUUCAUCCUUCGCCACACAUGAAGUACCUACCAUUUUCGACAGAGUUGCAAUGUUAGGGAAAAAGGACGUAGAGGAAUCUGUUUGUCGGAGUUCUGAUAUUCCUUCUGAAUAUCUCUCAUCAGCUCAACUGAGAUCGACUAUCCGUGCUGUUCAGUCAAAGGAAUGCAGUACACAGGCAAGUCUCAACCUUGCUGUGUUGGAUCGGAAUCUUUGGGUGUUCAAAGAGAACCUCACUGUAAUGAAACGUUUUGUACACGCCACGCUUUCUUUUACUCGUUGGGCUUGCUGCACAUUGGCCAAUGAAAUUAAAUGUCACAUAAAUCUAUCUCCAGCUCAUUAUCGCUCUUUUGCGUGUGAACUCCAAGACUUGAUUGAUCAUCUGCAGCAACUUCAGUCUACUUCCACACUGGAAUUGACUCCGCUGGACGAAGUUGAAUAUUUGGAAGAAUUGAAAGUUUCUGUCGAGAAUUCGGGUAAAGUUUGUGCACGUGCGGGAUCUACCUCCUUGGAGACGAAGUUGAAUGAACCUACACGUAAAGUUUCAACGGAAAUAGCUACCACACUCGGGAUUACUAAUGUCAGUUCAAUGGUUGCGGAUAAUCGAUUGGCAAGUACCAAAACGGAUGUUUUGUCGACGUUUGUUUACGCACUGUGUUUAUUAGUCAGUAAAGACCAAUCUUGCCGCAUCCGUCAUUUAUUGACGAGAGAAAAUCCAUCAGAUGAGUUUGUAGAGGUGCUGAAUGGCCUACUACACAAAGUCGAAAUUCAGCUCACUGCCAUGUCACCGUCGCACGGAAAUUCAACUGAAGACAGGUUCCCUACCGCGGAAGCCACUACAUCACGAAGAUCAAAUUUUUCGGUCGAAAAGUUUUCGUGUUUGCAAAAUUUCCUAAAUCAGCUUAAUGUCUUCCUGAACAAUCCUAGGCUCUCUGUUUGCGAUGUAACCGUUGACGAAUUUCGGUCAUACUUGGAUAACAUACUUAUGAAGCUAAAUUUGGAAGCACCCGUCACAACGUCUCACACAAGCCCUGACCACUUGAUUGAGUCCGCUGAAUUCGCUGUUGAACAAUCUGGUAACAUUCCACUGUCCGUCACGGAUUCAUCCAUGGACCCCAGCCAGUCUCUGAAAAAGGAGUUCCAGACGUUACUUCAAAAUGUCAUACGCUGUCUUUCAGAGUUACCGAGACGUAUUGAAAAUAUGCAAGUUCAGAUGGGGUAUGAAUACAGUAAACCCAAGAUCUGUAGACCUACUGAUCUUGCCAUACCUUUGUCGGACGACUUGUCUCGUAUUCCAGAAAUCAGUGAACUUUUGCUGAUUCUCUCAGUAUUACAUGAAACGCUGGUUCAGUUUGAGGGUCAUAUAAAUGAAUACAGGCAGCGCAUGCGAUCCGAUUUGAUAUCUGCUCAGGAGGAUAUGAAAGUGUUGGAAAUUGAAACAGUUUUGGAGCGUUUGGGUCAAGAAGAAGUGUCUUCUCGGUUGUCGGAGAUGUUGUCGCAUCUGUUACACCCAAGCACAUCUGCUACCACGUCAGCCAGCGCGGCAUCACCUCCCCUUGAACUUAAGGUCGUGGAUGAGCAGACGGCAAGAGCCCCUUCAAUAGAUUCUACAACAGCACCUACGCAUAUUAAGGUCAAAUCAGCUUGUCUUUCAUCUGAUAAUGUGAAUCAUCUAGCAAAUAACGAGGCUUACGAAAAGGAAGGUAACCAGCCCCUUUCACCAGACCGGCGCGAAACUAUUUGUAGCUCGACGUCCGAAAAAACUAAAGAUCAACUGGUUGAGACCAUUCGUCCGCUCUUUUCCGCUGGAAUGAAUGUCGACAUUAGCACUCCCACACCUUAUGAUCCUUUGGGAAUCAAACAGAUUACUACUGCGCAACGGCUACACCGCUCCCACUCCGUUCCAGUACUGCGGGACAUAUGCUUUGGAUGUGUGGAACAUAAUCCGCCUGAAAAGAUGUAUGGAUCGGCCCGUGAUGUCAAAGACUGUGAGAAUGUUUACGCAAAUCAAUCUGCUCGGCGAUUGCACUUAUUGCAAUUCCUCAAUAUACUUGGAGCCUAUUUCCCGGCUUUUUUGUUGCAUUCCUCAAACUAUCUCCACUCUGUGCUCGGUUGUUUCCUGCGACCAUCCACUAUACGCUCAGGACUUCGUUUUCUUCGACACUUGUUGCUAGUAAUUCCCGAUGCUUUGCUGCAAAGCGAGCCAUCAGAACUGGCCGUGCAGCUGGAAAACCAGCUUCAGCGUACUGAAUUGCACCUACGCAGACGGAUGAACUGUCUUCGUGGUCAGUUAGUAUCCAUUUCUCGACAGUCGCUUGAUCUGGGUGCUCGAUCCUCUCAUCCAGAUUUGGACCAAAUCAAUCGCGAACUGGAGGAAGUAACGCGAGGAUACAAAUGCGUGCACGAUUUGUUGCCAGUUCGUUUGCCAUUGCAUCCUGAUGGACCCAGUUGUUCCUCUUUGUUGCGUCUGGCUUCAUUAGGAAAGGAUUUGUGCCCUGCUUUCGAGUCCAUUUUACCUCCACGCAUCCCUUUACUAACCAAUGAAUCAUCAUCAGUUCUCCACAAUGAUCUGUUGAAGCGUCUAUUGCAUUUGAGGGAUACAGAAGUACUUUACUUACUGAUGCUGAUUGGUCACCCAUUACCCCCGACUGAGUCAUCGGUUAAACAAAAACUCCGAAAGUUCGCUAACUGGAACCUUGUCACGCCAAUUGAUUUGCACACCAUGCCUGUGUAUCGCGUCCCGAUCGACACGAUCGAUGCAUCUUUGAGCAUCCCGGGGGCCAUUAGCACUACGAGUAUCAUCACCGCCAAGCCAGAAACAGAUUACUACUCAACUACAUUUUUACGAUCAUCAGUUUCCGGUCCCGAUGAAACCAACGAAACUUCCAAUGCGAUCGUUCCGCGCUCAUCCACGCAGCUGAUUCAUCGCCUGAUUCAACAGUCACGAGAAAUCGUCGAAAAUCUCCGUAUUCGUCCAGACCAACCGUGCCCAUCAUCUUCAUCUGUGGUCGAGGGUGACCUCUACCGUUUCGAACAACGUUUAUCUGAGUUGAUAGAAAAUCUACAGACUGAGUGUUUAUCCCUGCGUAUCUCAGCACAGUCUCCUGGAGCCGCUAAUCCGAAAUCGGCCGUUCCUUCAAUUUCCGAAUCUUCUGAUUAUCCAAAACGGGCAGCACGCCCACCAAUCUCCGACCUUGUCGGUGCAGUAGAUCUUAUGGACGACCUAAUGGAACUACGAAGUUUGGCGAAGCAUCUGUUCGAUCAAUACAACAUAGUCAGCUCUGAACUUGAACACAAUCUGGACAUAAAUUGGUGUUUACGGCAGCGGUUAAAUGCCGCAAAUGAACAGAUUGACCAAAUUUCCAAGCAAAUGUACCGAGGACAUCAUUCAUUAGCCUGUAUGGAAGAGCGCUUGUCUUUGGAGACGGAAAAACAUGCAGCGCUUACAGAACAAUGUGACGUCACUCGCCAACAAACACGCAAAACAGCACAUAUCUUGGAGGGACUUCUUGAAAAACACGAAAAUACUCCUUCCACAAGUGCCGAGGUGCGGUUUGAUUCGGUUCCAUCCUUGGGGCACAGCGCCACAGUCGUGCCUGGACCGACGCUGAAACUCACGCGCAGUACCGAAGAAAUCAGAAAACGACAAGGACUUCUCCCCGUGAUGUACACCCGCCAAAUCACACACCCAAGAAUUGCAUCGACUCCUUUGAAGCAUUCAGUCUCCUCGCAGACAACAAAACAGUCGAAAUUCUCCUGCUUAUCUCUAAACUGUGCUCCGAUGCGUCGAAGAUCUCCUUCAGAUCUAACACCAACUCGUAAGCAUGAAAGACUCCCAUCCCAUCGCAAGCGAACAAUAGCUGACGCAAAAUCUUCCACAACUGCUGCACGAAGACAAACAGAUACAUCAGCAACUUUCCCUUUGUCAUCAACCCCUCGAGAUGAUUCACGCUUUUCGCUGCAGUCCAACAACAAUGCCUUGAGCCUUUCUGAUCCGUCAGCCAAACCGCUUGUGACCACAAGUCACCCCGCAACCAUGGCAGUCGAUUGGCAUAAGGACUCAUCUUAUCCAGCUGAGCAUAUUCUUACAUCUUCGGAUUGGUCGGACAUCGGAACGUUAGAAACCGCGCUGACCCAGUCAAGUACGGUUUCCAUCCCCUCCACUUCAUUAAAUACACACUUUGAAUCCAGAUUAUCAGCCGUGCCAAAGAAACCAAAGAAGCGCAAACCUUUGCUCGGUCGACUUUUCACUCGAAAGCGUUUUAAGAAGAUAUAAUUCCGUGAUUCAUUUGGAUGACUGUUCAACAUGAAUUGUCCACCAACCUCACGCUUAGUCUUUCAUUCUUCGAUCCACCCGGUUCGCUCUCAACAAGCCCUUUAUCUGCAGACUUCCAUACCUCACUUUGGUCCCAUUUACCUCACUUCGUCCGUCAUCUACUCAAAAAAGCGCCAAAUGACUGUUAUGUGACGAAAAAUAGGCAUCCUACUGAGUUUUUUGUCUAAAUUACCCAUCGGGUCUGAGUCAGUCGUAUUCUAGACGGGAUCUACCCGACGAAUUCAUUUAGGUAAGACUGAUGUGAAGUGCUGUCACAACCCAACAAACGCCUUGGUUUCCCAUUCUCCUCUCACUGAUACCUCCAUGUUGCAGUGUUUACCAGUAAAUUCGCCGACUUUUGAAAUCGCUUCAUUUCAUGCGUUUCUGUGACUUUGAAUCGCUGUGAUCAGAAAACCACAUCCUCAUUUGCCUUUCGUUGUUUGCUCUCUUUCUUUCAUGCCUUCUCCCUUUUCACCUACAUUCUCGUUUUAUGUGAUGUUCACUCGAAUUCGCGCCAUUCUGCCACAUUUGUGUGCGUGUGCCAUGUUAACCAUGUAUAGAUUAUCAUCAACCACACUCAUAUUAAAUCGGAG
Molecule: messenger RNA, 7808 nt
Organism: Opisthorchis viverrini
Lineage: Eukaryota; Metazoa; Platyhelminthes; Trematoda; Opisthorchiida; Opisthorchiidae
Exons: 9
Source: RefSeq, a predicted model, not a curated record